UUCUCAUUCAAAAAACGAUAAUAAGAAGGUAGAUUGGUUAAUUGGUUGAUUGAUACAUAAAAAUAAUCAGUUAAAAUGGUUGAUUCUGAGUUAUUUAACAUGGCAAAGUAAAAAAUAAAUAAUGAUUUAAAAAUUCUGAUAGGUAAAUGCCAUGUAAAAACUGAAAAAAGCUAGAGAAACCUUUUAAAUAAGUGGUUUUAGGAUUCUGUGAAAAACUAUUUUUUAGAGCAAUAUGCUGCUCCACUUUUAAUAAAUUAGUUGAAGUUCUCAAGUAUCUAGGAAGUAAAACGCUUCAUCCAUGAUCAUGUGAAUGGUAAAGAAACUAAAUUUAUGACUCUGAUAGGAACAUAUUUUUAAUAUCUGGAAAAGUAUAAUUAAGUACCUAUCUUUAAGAAGAGAAUGUAAGAAUUAAUAGUAUCUUCUCUAGAAUACGAAAAUGCAUCAUAGUUAACUCACAAUUAUACUUAAUAAAAAUUAAUACGCAAACAGUUCGUAGGCCUUAUUAUAUAUUAUUACGUUGAUUAGAGACAGUAGAAUAUAAUUUAAACAUCUUUUUAUGAAAUAUGGAACUUAGCUUUUCCAGAAGAUUAGAUUAAAAAGAAAAAACUUACAAAAUUUGAUGUGGCGAGAAAAGUUAAACAUGAGUAAAAAAAACAUGACUUAAAUACUUAAUUAUUUUAAAAUGUCUAAACAGAAUAAGAUGAUGCAAUUAAAUUUAAAUUAAUUUAUUCAGAAGAAAAUAGCGAGACGAAGGCAUUCAUUAACAAAAAUCAGAUUCCUCAUUAUUCUAAUCAAUAACAGAGCUAAUAAAUAAAUGGGAAUUUCACAUCGAAUUAAUUUUCGCAUUUGCAGUAGCAUUAAUAUUACAAUUACGAUCAUCCUUUUAUACAUACUUAAAAAGUUGAGGAAUUUAAUUACUUUUUACCAAGCAACUACAGUAAUUAAACACAAACUUAAAUUCCACUGCAUAUUAAUUUAAUUAACAAUAGAAACUUAAAGUAAGAAGCUACUGAGUUAGAAAAUGAAAGUACCUGCAUGUCAGGAAAUAAUAAUCAAAAGCAAUACUAAUAAGAUUUCGUUAAAUAAGAGUUUAAAAAUGCUGUAAAAUAAGAUGAAAAUGAAUAUAAUAUAUAGAUAAAAUAAGAUCAAUAGAGCUUAGAUUAAUAGAUACCAUAAAAAUAAUUAAAUUUCAAUUAUAACUAAAAUAUCAAAUUGGAAAUUGAUAAUGACAAUAAAUUAUUUAACUAAAUGAGAUAAGAUAAUCAAUUUUAACACAGCUUAUAAUAAAAACAAGAUCAAAAUAGUUUAAAUUUUCAUCCUAAUUAAAUUCAAAAUUCGCAGUAAAGUAAGAUAAAAAUAGAGUUUGAUCCAACAUAAGAACUCUAAAAUUAAGUUUAGCCUUUAUAAAAUAUUUCUUCUUCAAUUAAAACAGAAAAAUUAGAAUAAAUUAAGGGAUUGGAAUCAUAGAAUAUAUCUGAGCAGCUAUAAUAUUUGACAAAUCACGAGUAAAAAACUUAAAAUAAUUAGAUUAUUUAAAAAUAAGAAGCAAAGAAAGAAGACCUAACAAUAGGUCAAAAUGCAUUUUAAAAUCUAAGAAAUUAAAUAUUUUUAGAUUAAUUUAGUUAAAAAUAAGAAUUUUAAUUAUAACAAAGCUUAGAUUUUUUACAAAAAGAUGAAAAAAAUUUAUAUAACGUACAAUUAAAGAUAAAAUAAGAAUAAAAUGAAUUUUAAGAAUUUAAUUAAGAUUUAUUAUAAUAGUAAAAAUUAUUAAAAAAAGAAAAUGAGUUUUCAUAAAUAUAGUAAAAUUUAUUAAAAUAAUAAACAUAAAUAAAAUAAGAAAAUAUCUAAAACAAAAUUGGUUCAAAUAAUGAUUAUGGAUUUGAUAUUUAAUAGUCAGAAAUCAAAUAAAAUGAUUAACCGUAAAUUAAAAAUUAAUAAAUAAAUAAAAACGGAAAAGAAGUAAAUAUUUAAUAAAAUAUGGUAAAAUUGGAAUAUGAUAUUUAAAUAAAUAAUACCAACUAAAUAAAAAUAUAAUCAAAUCACUAAAAUUAUUUGCCAGAAUACUAACAAAUUUAAUAAAAAUUAAACCAAAAUUAAAUUCAAAUUAAAUAAGAAUUUAGUAAUUUUUUAAAUAAUAACUCUGAUUUAUUUGUAAAAGAUGAAAAUAAUCCUCUAAAGUUAACUUCCAACUAAUUAUAAAUAAAAAGGGAAGAAAGAUAGCUUUCUGGUUAACCCUAGUAAUAACUUUAGUUGAAUAAUCUAAAGUUAGAAUAAGAAUACCAUGUAAAAAAUGAGUAUAAUAUCUAAGUUAAAGCUUCAUAGUAAAUGUAGAUGACUUUUCAAAGAAAUUAAAAUGCAAUAAAAAGUGAAGAAUAAGAUCUCAACCAAUCUAAAGAAUUAUUUGACUCAAAAUUUAAAAUUAUACCUAUUAACAAAGAAUAAAGACCUUAAGCAUUAUAAAAAAUCCCAGAGCUAUUUACAUAAUUAUCAAGUAUGCCUAUUAAAAAGAAAAGAACAGUUACAUGUUAAAGGAGAAAAAAAAAAUAAAUAUAAAAAUAAAAAUAAAGUAAUCAAAUCAACAAAAGUUAACAAAAAGAAGAUAUUGUGUCCAAUAAAGGAGAAGAUUAAAUAAAAAAUAGUUAAAAAUAAACAAUUACGUAAUAAAAAAUGAAUAUUUCAAUUUAGAAAAAUUAAUCUUACUUAUUAAAUUCAAACUAAAUGCUUUUAAAUGAAAAUAAUUAGCUUAUUCAAAUUCAAUAUGAGAAUAAGCAAUAGCAAUUUUAUCCUUAGCAGUAAAAUCACCAGCAAUAAACUAACUAUCAAUCAACUGUUAUAAACCAAGAGCUAAUAAACCCUUCUACUUAUCCUUAGUAUGGUAUGAUUUAAUUUAAUGAAUAAGUGUAUAAGAAUUAAAAUUUAUAAAAUAUUAAUACUCAUCAUUAUGAAUCCUUAAAUCACUUAAAAGGUGUCUAAGGAAGUAAUAAUUAUUAUGCAAGCUAAAAUACUAAUCAUGACCCUUCAUAUCUUGGGUAUAAAUAAUAUCAGAAUAUUUAAUAAGAAGAUAAAUUAAAAUGUAAUUAAUAAUAACAAUAUCACAAAUAGCAAUAAUAUAUCCCAUAAAAACCUAUUAUACUGCAAUAGUAAAAUUUAAAAACUUAAUAAAAUUGA
This is a messenger RNA of Tetrahymena thermophila SB210, 3168 nucleotides long. RefSeq lists its product as hypothetical. Lineage: Eukaryota; Ciliophora; Oligohymenophorea; Hymenostomatida; Tetrahymenidae. The record is from RefSeq and is a predicted model, not a curated record. The transcript has a single exon.